Oncorhynchus gorbuscha (pink salmon) is the source of this 4105-nucleotide messenger RNA. RefSeq names its product sodium- and chloride-dependent transporter XTRP3-like. Bases 283 to 2085 code for a protein of 600 amino acids. Gene Ontology annotation, biological process: sodium ion transmembrane transport. Gene Ontology annotation, cellular component: plasma membrane. The transcript is spliced from 11 exons. Gene Ontology annotation, molecular function: L-proline transmembrane transporter activity. The record is from RefSeq and is a predicted model, not a curated record. Lineage: Eukaryota; Metazoa; Chordata; Actinopteri; Salmoniformes; Salmonidae.
GGGGUACCUCAUUAGAAUGGGCAAGCGUUCUAUAAACUCCAUGCUAUUUCUUCAGCCAUUGCAAAUGUGUCUGACUCGAACAGCCUCCUGUUGACACACUUUCCCUGUUUCCCAUAGGACGCUGUCAUUGGAUUUGUUCUACUAUCCAGACAGAAGUGCCAUCCCUACUCCCGGUACUUCAGACUUAGUCUUGCUGACUGUCAAGGUUGUCCACCGGCACCGCACUGCCACCGACUCGACCGGACCUGAACAUUGGCUUGAUUGUGUGCUCAGGACUCAACGAUGGGGAAGGACGCCGCAAGAGCAGAGUGGGACAAUCCCAUGCAAUUUGUCCUGGCGUGUGUAUCAUACGCGGUUGGACUGGGAAAUGUGUGGCGAUUUCCAUACUUGUGUCAAAUGCAUGGCGGGGGUGGGUUCCUGAUCCCAUACCUGCUUAUGCUGGUCCUGUUGGGGGUACCCCUGUUCUACAUGGAGUUAGCCAUUGGCCAGAAGAUGCGUCUGGGCAGCAUUGGAGCAUGGAGAGCUAUUAACCCCUAUCUGGGGGGAGUGGGUCUGGCCAGUGUUGUGACCUCCAUGUACCUAUGCCUCUAUUACAACGUCAUCAAUGCAUGGAGUUUCUGGUACUUCUUUCAUUCAUUCCAGUCGAUCCUGCCAUGGGCAGAGUGCCCGGUUAACAGCAACCUGACUGGCCAUGUGGAGGAGUGUGAGCGGGCCACGCCCACCCAGUACUUCUUCUACAGAGAGACCCUGGACAUCUCCGGGUCCAUUGAGGAGAACGGAGGGAUUCACAUGGGACAGGCGCUCUGCCUCCUGCUGGCCUGGAUGAUUGUCUACCUGUUUAUCGUCAAGGGGGUCAAGUCCACCGGGAAGGUGGUGUACUUCACAGCCACAUUCCCCUACCUGGUCCUCAUCAUCUACCUCAUCCGUGGGGUCACCCUUCACGGAGCCAUCAACGGUGUGAAGUACAUGUUCACGCCCAAGAUGGAACAGCUGGCUAACCCCACUACAUGGAUCAAUGCGGCCACUCAGAUCUUCUUCUCUCUGGGCCUGGGCUUUGGAUCCCUCAUCGCCUUUGCCAGCUACAACCAGUACAACAACAACUUUGAGAAGCAGGCCAUCGUCGUGUCCAUGGUCAACAGUAGCACCUCCAUCUUCGCCAGUAUCGUCACCUUCUCCAUCUAUGGCUUUAAGGCCACCUUCAACUACGAGAGCUGCCUGGAGAGGGUGCGACUGCUGCUCCUGAACACCUUUGAUCUAGCAGAGGACACCAUCAGUCUGGAGAAUGUCAACCACUGGAUCGCUGAGCUGAACAGAACACACCCAGAACAGUUUGCCAGUCUGGGAGGUAGGCUGGAGAGCUGUGACCUAGAGGCUGAACUGGACACGGCUGUUGAGGGUACAGGCCUUGCCUUCAUAGUGUACAGUGAGGCCAUUAAGAACAUGCCCGUGUCUCAGCUGUGGUCUGUGCUCUACUUCAUCAUGCUGCUGCUGCUGGGCAUGGGCAGUAUGCUGGGCAACGUCAUCGCCGUCAUCACCCCCCUCAGUGACUUGAAGUUCAUCAGCCGCUACAUGAGCACCAAAACACUCAAUGGUCUGGUGUGUCUAUUCUGCCUGCUGCUUGGCCUGGGCUUCACCACCCGCUCUGGGAACUACUGGUUCACCAUGUUCAACGACUAUGGAGCCACCUUCUCUCUGCUCUUCAUCGUCCUCGUUGAAGUUAUCACCGUCUGCUACAUAUAUGGCAUCAAAAGGUUUGAGAAGGAUGUAGAAGACAUGUUAGGUCAUCGUCUUAAUUGGUACUGGAAGAUCAUGUUGGCAGGAGUCAGUCCCAUCCUCCUCAUUGCCCUAUUCAUCUUCUACAUCGUCAACUACAUCCAGGGAGGAACGCCCACAUACCAGGCCUGGAACAAAGAACUGGGGAAGUCUGUGGUGACGGAGUAUCCUCCCUACGCCCAAGCCUUCAUCGGCCUCCUCCUAGCCUCCUCUGUCUGCUGUAUCCCUUUGACGGCCCUCUACACCUACUGUAAGAAGAGGAACCUGGCCAGUGGGAAGAGAGAGCGCACUGUCAGCACUGUGUCAGCGUAAAGACCGAGUCUCUGAGACUGACUGGACCCUCUAGUUAUAGGAUCGACUGAUCGACAACCUACCGUCCGUAUCAUGGCUCUCUUAACAGAACAGUACCUCACUCUCCUGGUGCAGUGGUUCAUGCCACACCACAAACCAAAGGCCCUCUUUCUCCCCCCGGGGCAGGCUGGCUCUGCCGCUGUGCUGCUGGUGGACAGAACGCCAGAUCUGUACCUAGCAUUAGCCCUAGUCGUCCUUUGGCAUCUAACACUUACUGGGUGAUAAUAGUGAACUUUUGUAUUUUGUAGUUGUGGUUCUGAGCAGGGCUUAGAACUACAUCCAAAAUAUUUCAGAAGUGAAAAACGAACAAAUAAUCUUGUGAAUGGUUUAUUGCAUUGUUUAAAGGCUCAGUGCAGUGAAGAAAAAAAAGUGAUUUCCGGUGUUUUGUACAUAUUUCCAGGCUAUGAGGUUGGAAUAAUAAAGUGAAAUUGGGAACAUUAUUAUAAUCCCCUUUUAGUGUAAGAGCUGUUUGGUGGGAUGGAGCGUGGUAAAUGAGUUAAUAGACGAAUAAGAAAGAGAUCCAAACCUCUGCAUAUAACAGCUAGUUUUCCAUUUUCCCUUCCCCACACCUCUACAAGACAGUCCUAGCAACAUUUUUGCUUGAGAAAUAGCUCUUUGCUAAGAAGCUAUUUUGGUUUCUUUUUGACCAUUUUAAAUGAAAACAAUCACAGUAAGGUACUUAAUUGUAACCCAUCAAUUCUAUGAUAUUGAGAUAAAAAUGGCUGCAUUGGACCUUUAAUGUUUAGCUUUCAGUAGCAGAUUCUUUGAGACACAGUGUGUCAACCCUCUUUAUUUAAAGCGCCACCAAAUGUUUAAGAUAUUUUUUCCCUUAAAUGUCAUUAUGAUGAAGUAUUUUGUAUCCCAUUGGUUUACUGUAGAUAUUCUGUAGAUUACUCAAUGAGUUGUGAGAUAUGUUGAGUGCCUGGAUGUACAAGGUAGACCUUCGUCUGACUCGGUUAUGACUGAAUACAGUCUGACUGGUGUCAAAUGACCAAGAACAACUUGUAGCAAUAGCUGUAUGUGAUUUAGUGUUUGCAAACAUUCUGAUAAUUUCACAUAUAACGAACAAAUCUCUAUGAACAGAACCAAGACCAUAUCUAUACCUAUGGGCUUUGUUGUCAAUUCACCAUCAGUGACUUCUUACCAGGAUCAUACUCAUUGGGGUGCAAUGUAACAGAAUGUUCAGAUAGAUAUAUAUUAUGUAGAACAGACACUAUUCUCUGUCAUAUAGAAUAGGAAAUCAUGUUAGCUCUAUAGGAAGCAUUUCUUUCUGCAACAUUCCAGAGCGUUUCACCUCCUGAACGUGUGAAAGAUUGUGUGCUCUUCUAAUUAAAAAGUAUUGUAGUGUUGCACUGCUGUCAUAGAAUCCACAUCAACUGGACUUAGGAUACAGCCCAAUGGUUAUGUACCAAUGUGCUGUGCAUAUUCACGAGCAAAAAAUACAAUGUAGACCUACUCUUUUUACAGGAAAAUGUAUGGGUUUGCACAGAAACAAUUGCCAAACAUGUUGUAAUGCUGUGAGCAUUUUUCAUGUUAACAAUUUGAAACCAUCCAUUUAUAAUAACAGGGGCGCAACUUUGACUGGGGAUGGGGGGAGAGGUCCCCCCUACAUUCUGAAAUUGCAUUUUUGUCCCCCGCUGAUGUUAUCAUUGGAAUGGGAUUUUAAAAAUGAGGCAAUGGUGUGCUUUAGGACCAUGCAGAAGCCUCCGAGCGGUCAGGUAGGCUGUUUGGAGUGUUUAUCCGACUGGAUUUAAAAAACAUGUAUGUCCCCCCACUUCUAAAAUCAAAGUUGUUCCACUGUACAGUGAUGGAAACACUGUGUAAAUAUAUUUGUACAAUGUUUAAUACAGGUUGGUGUUAGUGUGAACCAAGUAUUGGUGUGAACAAUUCUUAUUUUAACUGCUGUACCACAAUGAUGUGUUCAUGUUUUAUAAGUAGUAUUUUCUAUGGUGAAAUUAUUAAAGACAUGAAGACAUUUGAA